AUGGCUCCAAAAAAAAAGAAUAAAUCGCCCAAGAAAGAUGAAACAAAAAGGGCAUAAGCAGAUAAGCUUAAAGAAUAGGGAAACAAGUCGUUAUAAAAUGAAAAUUAUUAAAAAGCCAUAGAACUGUACACUGAAGCAAUUGAAUUAGAUGAUUAAUGCUACGCUUAUUUUCAUAAUAGAUCAUUAGCCUAUUUUUUGAUAGAAAAAUAUUAGCUUUCACUGUAAGAUGCUAUUAAGUGUAAGGAAUUAAAUCCAGAAUAUCCUUUAGGAUAUCUGAGAGAAGCUUCUGCUUAUUUAGAAUUAGAUAAACAUGAAGAAUGCAUCAAAUCUGCAAAACAAGGUUUAGAAAUCGAAAAGGAUAAUUAGUAGUUAAUAGAUAUAAUUAAAAAGGCAGAAGAAGAAUAGAAAUAAAAUUUUAUUCUUGCAGAAGAUGAUCCAGAAUUAGUUAAUCAUAAUACAAUGAUUAAUUGGCUGUUAGAUGGCAAGAGUGAGUUUGAUAAUCUAAAACUUCAGUGGUAUAGCAAGAAUUAUCGUGGAGUUCAUGCAAGAAGAAAAGUUUACAAUAAAGAAACGAUAUUAUUUAUACCUAAGUCUCAUUUGAUCACAUUAGAGAUGGCUAAAGAAACUGAUGUGGCAAAAAAAAUUAUUGCUGCUAAACUUAAUUUACUUUCUCCAAAGCAUUCCUUUUUGUCCACCUUCUUGCUUUAAGAGAGAAAAAAUAAAGAAUCAAAGUGGAAACCUUAUUUAGAUAUACUUCCUAGUGAUUAUAAUCAAUUCCCAAUAUUUUUUUCAGAAGAUGAUCUGAGCUGGUUAAAAGGCUCACCAUUUCAAAAUUAGGUGAGAGAAAAAAAAGCAGAUAUAAAAAGAGAUUAUGAUGAUAUUUGUUCAGUUGCUCCUGAAUUUGCUGAAUAUACUUUUGAAGAUUUUUGCUGGGCAAGAAUGACAGCCUCUUCUCGUGUUUUUGGAUUAUAAAUUAAUGAAUAAAAAACUGAUGCUUUCGUCCCUCUCGCAGAUAUGCUUAAUCACAGAAGACCUAAGUAAACCUCCUGGUAAUACGAUGAUUAAAGGGAAGGAUUUGUAAUUCAAGCUCUUGAAGAUAUUCCAAGAGGGGAGUAAGUUUAUGACUCUUAUGGCAGAAAGUGUAACUCCCGUUUCUUCUUAAAUUAUGGUUUCAUAAAUUUAGACAAUGAUGCUAAUGAAGUAGCUUUGAGAUUAACCUUUGAUGCUGAAGAUCCUACUAUUGAAAGAAAAAAGGAAAUGAUGGGAGGAGAUGUUCCUGAAUUUAAAGUAUACAGAAUAUUAGAAAACUACCAAGAAUAAAAUGUUUCUGAAUUUAUGAGCUAUCUUAGAUUUAUUUUAAUAAGAGACAAUUCUAAAUUGCUGAUGCUUUCAAGUCUCCACGAAUAACAAACAGAAAAUAGUGAAAAUUUAUCUGGAUAUAAACCCCAAAAAACACCUCCUAUAUCAAUCUAGAAUGAAACAGACAUGUGGGUACGUAUUAGUAAUAUGUGCUAAACUUCGAUUUCUCUCUACAACACAACUUUAAAAGAAGACAAAGAGUUGCUUGCAAAAGAUAAUUUAACCUAGAAUUAAAGAAAUUGCGUCUUACUUAGGUCAGGUGAAAAAGAAGUAAGUUUUUUUUAAGAAUAAAAAAAUCCUAAAAUAACUGAAUUGUAAAUGAUAGAUAUUGCACUUUUAUAUAGAAAUGGCAGAUAAAAUGUAAAAAUUGCUAAAGAUGAAUAGAAGAGAAAUUACUAAGCUUAGUUUGUAAUAAGAAUAUAUUAAGUAUAAUGUAUACAUAAACAAAGUUAUUAUAGGAACAUUACUGUAAGGCUAAAAUUGAGCUUUCUGCUGAUGAAUAAUCUAUUAAUACAAAAUAAAAAAACAAUCUUUAACAUUCCUAUCAAUUAUUAUUUAUAGAUUUAUAGAAUUGGAGUGAAUAAAUAAAUAAAUAGAUAAAUAAAAUAAUACUCGAGAUAUUUAAAGUAGUUAUAGUUAGUUAAUUAGUUAUUCGUUAAAAAGAUUGUGGUUAAAAAUCUAAAAUUUAGUUAAAUUGUAUUUAAUAUCUAUACAUUAUUUGUUAUUUUACCUUUAUAAAUAUAGCAUUAAUCUUCAAAUUAUUUCAUAUUUCUAAAAAAUUACUUUUGA
Molecule: messenger RNA, 2148 nt
Organism: Tetrahymena thermophila SB210
Lineage: Eukaryota; Ciliophora; Oligohymenophorea; Hymenostomatida; Tetrahymenidae
Product: SET domain protein
Exons: 9
Biological process (GO): peptidyl-lysine monomethylation
Molecular function (GO): protein-lysine N-methyltransferase activity; protein binding
Source: RefSeq, a predicted model, not a curated record